Trichosurus vulpecula (common brushtail) is the source of this 1539-nucleotide messenger RNA. RefSeq names its product zinc finger protein 420-like. The record is from RefSeq and is a predicted model, not a curated record. Gene Ontology annotation, molecular function: RNA polymerase II cis-regulatory region sequence-specific DNA binding; DNA-binding transcription factor activity, RNA polymerase II-specific. Bases 1 to 1539 code for a protein of 512 amino acids. Gene Ontology annotation, biological process: regulation of transcription by RNA polymerase II. The transcript is spliced from 3 exons. Lineage: Eukaryota; Metazoa; Chordata; Mammalia; Diprotodontia; Phalangeridae. Gene Ontology annotation, cellular component: PcG protein complex; transcription regulator complex.
AUGUGUGAUAAGUGUGGGAAAGGAUUCAAUUGGAAGUCAAUUCUUCACAAUCGUAGGGGAUUUCACAUUGGAGAGGAGCCUUAUAUAUGUAAGGGGCAUAGGAAAGGGUUAGUUCAUAAAUCAAAGCUUAAUGAUCAACAGAAGGUCCACUCUGAAGAAAAGCCCUUUAUAUGCAAUGAGCAUGGGAAGAGUUUCACCCAAAGGUCAAUAUUUUAUACUCAUCAGACAAUUCACACUAGAGACAAACCUUAUAAAUGUGAUGAAUGUGGGAAAUCAUUUAGUAGUAAAUCAAUACUUGAAUAUCACCUGAAACUCCACACUUCAGAGAAACCCUACACAUGCAAGGAAUGCAAGAAAGGAUUCAUAAAAAAGUCAAAUCUUCAUGAACAUCAGAGAGUCCACACUGGAGAGAAGCCCUAUACAUGUAACGAGUGUGGGAAAGGAUUCAUAAAAAAGUCAAAUCUUCAUGAACAUCAGAGAGUCCACACUGGAGAGAAACCCUAUAUAUGUGAUGGGUGUGGGAAAGGAUUCAGAUGGAAGUCAAAUCUUCAUGAACAUCAUAAAAUUCACACUAGAGAGAAGCCGUAUAUAUGUAAUGAGUGUGGGAUAGGAUUCAGACAGAAGUCAAAUCUUCAUGGACAUCAGAUAAUCCACACUGGAGAGAAACCCUAUGUAUGUGACAAGUGUGAAAAAGGAUUCACACGGAAGUCAAAUCUUCAUGAACAUCUGAAAGUCCAUGCUGGAGAGAAGCCCUAUAUCUGUAAUGAGUGUGGGAAAGGAUUCUUUCAUAAUUUAAAUCUUCAGGAACAUCAGAGAGUCCACACUGGAGAGAAGCCCUAUAUAUGUGAUGAGUGUGGAAAAGGAUUCUUUCGUAAUUCAAAUCUCCAGGAACAUCAAAGAGUCCACACUUCAGAGAAGCCCUACACCUGCAAGGAAUGCAAGAAAGGAUUCAUAAAAAAGUCAAAUCUUCAUGAACACCAGAGAGUCCACACUGGAGACAAACCCUAUAUAUGUGAUGAGUGUGGGAAAGGUUUCAUAAAAAAGUCAAAUCUUCAUGAACAUCUGAGAGUUCACACUGGAGAGAAACGCUACAUCUGUGAUGAGUGUGGGAAAGGAUUCAUAAAAAAGUCAAAUCUUCAUGAACAUCAGAGAGUCCACACUGGAGAGAAAUCCUACAUAUGUGAUGAGUGUGGGAAAGGAUUCAUUAAAAAGUCAAAUCUUCAUGAACAUCAGAGAGUCCACACUGGAGAGAAGCCCUAUAUAUGUGAUAAAUGUGGGAAAAGAUUUAUUCGUAAUUCAAAACUUCAGGAACAUCAGAGAGUACACACUGAAGAGAACGCCUAUAUAUGUAAUGAGUGUGGAAAGGGAUUCCGAUGGAAGUCAAAUCUUUAUAGACAUCAUAAAAUUCACAUGAGAGAAGCCCUAUCAGCUGCUAGCAGCAUCGUCAUUAGAGGUGUGGAUAACACCUUCCAUCAUGAGUCCCCUGGAGCUGUCCUAGAACCCUAUAUUGCUGAGAAGAGCCAAGUCCAAGAAAGUUAA